Messenger RNA from Apis florea (little honeybee), 5130 nucleotides. RefSeq names its product KN motif and ankyrin repeat domain-containing protein 2 kank (gene Kank). Gene Ontology annotation, biological process: negative regulation of actin filament polymerization. Gene Ontology annotation, molecular function: protein binding. The record is from RefSeq and is a predicted model, not a curated record. NCBI's taxonomy places the organism in Eukaryota, Metazoa, Arthropoda, Insecta, Hymenoptera, Apidae. Gene Ontology annotation, cellular component: cytoplasm; cytoskeleton.
UGUUCGCAGACACGGGUAUACGCGUCUCUGUUUCCUUGGUGUUGUGCAGCCAGCAUGGAAGGGGCCAGAGGCCGAAGGAGAAGGAGAAGAACCAGUCGUGAACCAGAACCGACGGUCCUCAGAAUCUCCCAGUCACCUCUUCGAGUCUGUACGGGGACCAGCGCGUGGAUUUGUCCCGAUCGUGGAUACGCACACCUCGAUAUUUUCCCGCUUCUUGGCGCGUAACAACGAUCGUGCCGAUCGAUUCGAUCAUCUAUCCACGAUGACGGCGUGGAUACACGAUGCGGGCAGGAUGGAUUGACACGCAACGAGAAUGGUGAGGAUGCCAGACUGCGAGGAACAGUGGUGAAGCGGAUAACAUCGGGGAAGAGUUGGUGGAAGAAAAAUGGCUUUGACCGUCGUACCCUCGGCCCGCGUUUUCAAUGGAAACGUGGGGACGCAGGCCUACGUUUCCGGUUCAACAGGCUCGAAGUGCCUUUGCUGCCCUUACGGGUACCACAUCGACCUGGACUUCGUGCGAUACUGCGAGGCGGUUGCAGCGGGAAGUGCCGGGGACAGGUCCAGCAUCGAGAGGCGCAAGAAAAGGGAACGUCGAAGGCAAUGCCAGUCGAUGGAGGUUCUUCUUGGCCUGGUGAGUCCAGCCCUCGUUGGAAUAGAGGCCGAACUGCCGAAAAUACCGCAGGAACCUGGGCCCGCGAAUGGCGUGACGUCCUCUUCGACGAUAGGCCACGAUAGGCGAGGAUACACGCAAACGCAGGAAUCACCGGCCCUCGACCUCAGCGACGUCGUGGGCGACUUCGAGGCAACCCUGAAACGAUCCACCAGACCGAGCAAAACUUUCGAUAAGCAGGAACGCACGGAGAACGAUGGAACGAACACGGCAACACCGGUGCAAAACAAUGGCCAGACCGAACACGCGGCUGGUGAUUUUGAUAACGCGAGUGUCGGAAGCGGAAACUCGAAUCUCAGCACUGGCGCGCUACAGAACAUCAGAGAGCAAAUGGCUGCGUCGUUGGAACGGAUGAGGGAGCUGGAGGAACAGGUCAAGGCAAUUCCCAUGUUGCAGGUGCAAGUGUCGGUGCUGAAAGAGGAGAAGCGUAAUCUGCUGCGGCAAGUGGACGAGCUGAGCAAGGCGAGUCAAUGGAACGAGAGCGGGCUGCAUAGGUACCGUAGCCAGUCGUUCUCGGAACAGCGUGGCUCCCAGCGAAAUCUGAGGAACGCGGGUACACCGACGCGGGACAUGGGAACGAUGUGCGGCGCGAUGACACGGGACGUCGGUGUUUCGCACCAGCAGGUUCGAACACGAGAUAUCGGCAUGAUAACGAGCACCCCGAUAAAACGACCAUUGGAACGGAGUCAAUUGCAAAUCGAAGAAAUAGUACCUGAAAUGAAAGAGCGGAGCGCGUUGUUGGACGAUCGGACGUCGUCUAGCUUCGAUAAACUCUACUCGAGCGAUUCCCGCGACACUUGGAGAUCGAGCUUAACACGUAGCCAAUUGAUGUACGAGGAAAUAAUACCGGAAGCGAGGACGAUGAGAAAUCGUUUGAAGAGAAGUCCGCUUCAAAUGGAAUCGAUACCACCGACCGGCCCGAAGCUGGCCGUAGAAGCGAGGAAAUUUCGCGAUGUUGGUGUUAAUACGAGGAACAAGCUGAAACAUCUGGUGCACAGCCGAUUCGUGAUCGAGGAUAUUGCGCCGGAAAUAAAGAGAGAAGUUAAGAAAAGAUCGUGUGGAACAACGACCGGGUUGAACAUGAAAGACAUCUUGACGAAGGAAGACGUGGCUGUUAUAGUCGAUGACGCUCUCAGAAUUUAUAAGAGUACCCUCAUCAAAGAUACGAUUUCCAGGGGUUGUCAAUGCACGUUGGACCAGGCGAAGAUGAUCGAGAAGAAGGACGAGUCCGUUCAAGUUGCGGAACCGUUCAAAAUGAGGACGAACGUGGGUGUUACGGUGAAGCCAAGGAUGUCUGAAAUUGGAAUCGAGGUCAGAACUGGCCCCGGAACGAGAACAAUCGCCGUUGGUCCCGAUCCGUUCACAGUUCAGUCGUUGUCCUUACAUUCGUUGAACUCGAGGAGUCAUUCGUUUAAUUAUGGUGACACGAAAGUGAAAAGAAAAGCCACCAAGUCUGUUAGCGUGAUGGUGGACGAUUUAGUGAGGACGACGGUGAAGAGUACCGACACUUCCGGUUUAGCGCCUAAACGGGAAUUUGGUACGUCGCCGAUAAAAAAAUUCACCGACGUCUCGGUUGGCGAGUCGAUCAAACCGCAUAUUUCCAUCUCGUGCGCCGCCAACUAUUGCGAUAACUGUAAAGAGACCAUAAAAAGUCUGGCAAAACAGUUCGUCAAUAACGCGGAGAAUAAUAUGAAUCAUCAGAACACGAAUCUCGUCUCGAGGAUACCUAGACCGUCCCACAUACCGUUGAACAACACGAUUGAUUAUAGAAGACAAUUCAAACGACAGGAUACGUACACGAAGAUACCGGCCGCGGGUGUAAUCAGAUACGAUUCCGAUAACAAGGAACAAUAUGACAACAAUAAUCGUAUCCAGCAGUUGCAAGGGGAAAAAGGAAAAGAUGAAAAGUCAGAGGAAAUAUAUAAUACGGAAAAACAAGCAGAUGAUGAAGAAAAACAUGAACUUCCAGAAUCUGCUUUAUUUCAACCUAUACAAGAAAAACGAAAAAAAGUUGAACCUUCAAAAGAGAUGCAAGCCGCCAUGAAGGUUCUUAACGAUAGUCUUAAGAAAUCUCCUAGCAAAAAUAUCUCUCAUCAAAUGAAAAAUGCAAUUAAUAUUAUUCAACAAGAAUGGUUCAAAAUUUCAAGCACAGUGAAUGCCAAUCCUUUAGAAGUAGAAGAUUACCUUGAUUGUUUUGAAGAAUGUUCAAGUUCUUUAUUGGAAUAUAUAGUUAACAUGACUGACUCAAGCGGAAACACUGCGAUGCAUUAUGCAGUUUCUCAUGGAAAUUUUGAUGUGGUGUCUAUUCUUCUUGAUUCAAAAGUUUGCGAUAUUAAUAAAGCAAAUGUAGCUGGAUAUACGGCUGUGAUGUUGGCAGCUCUUGCUGAAGUUAGAAAUUCCACUCAUGCUUCAGUGGCUAAUAAAUUAUUUCAGCUUGCAGAUGUUAAUAUUCGAGCAAAAUUACAUGGUCAAACUGCCUUGAUGUUGGCGGUAUCUCAUGGUCGAAAAGAUAUGACUCAAUUACUUCUGGAUGCUGGAGCAGCAGUUAACAUUCAAGAUGAAGAUGGCAGUACAGCCUUAAUGUGUGCCGCGGAACACGGACAUACGGACAUUGUACGAUUAUUACUUGCGCAUCCAGACUGUGAUCCAUCGAUCGUUGAUAUAGAUGGUAGUUCCGCUCUAAAAAUAGCUUUAGAAGCGGGUAAUCGAGAUAUUGGUGUAUUACUUUAUACCCAUGAGCGCGUAAAUAGAGGAACAAGUCCAUAUUCGUCGAUGAGACGAAAUAGAAGAGGUUCCAAACCAACAACACCUACUGGACCUUCCCCUUCAGCCCCAGUAAGCCCAGCUCCGUCUCGAAGAAUUCAUUCAUCAACGGUUUCUCUAAAUUCUUCAAAAUAUUCUGCUAAAUAAUUCUCAAAAUUUAAAGACUUUUUUUUAUCGAUAUUUAACAUACUAGCAAAUAGUUUGGAUUAUAAUCGCAUUAUAUAAAUAAGCAAUAAUGCAAUCGGCGUUUCGUGUUUCCUAUAUUUAUUGCUAACAUAUUUUAGUAUUUAUCGUCGAUUUACAAUAUUUUAAGGUGUUAAUUUUUUAAGAUAAACAAUCAUGUUCUUGCCUAAUCAUUCAUCAGCCUCAACUCAAGCAUUUAAUUUAAGAUAUCUAUUUAACUGCUCAACUUUGUAUACAAUUAUUCAGAAAAAGUUUGAGAAUGCUGUUUUGUAAAGUUAGUUCAUAGGAAGGGUAUAUGUGAAACAAUAUGUUUCAUAUUGUUAGUUAAUAGGAGGAAUUUGUAUAAAGUUUAAAACUUUUUUCUAGGUGCUAUCAAAGUAAAAAUAAAUCCAUUUUCAUUGUUAAUAAAUUUUAUACAAACAUGUCACAAACGAAUAAGAAAUGUCAGUGACAAAAAAUGGUUCAAAAUUUUAUUCUUAAAUUUAAAAAACCAUAUGAAAGUACAAAAAGUUUCUUAUAAAAACUCUCUAUAUAAAAACAAGUCACAGUGAAAAAAAUCUAGUAAUGUCUUCCAACAUCCUGUGACAUUAAACAUUCCAAAAAACAAAUUGUCAACAAUCCGAAUUUCUUGUCACGUUUUUGAAAGUUUUCUUACUCAUAAUAUAUAAUUCGAGAGUCAGGCCUAAUUUUCGUUUAAUCCUCGGGAUCAAACUAUCAGGAGAAUAAUUGUGUACUGAUACAAAAUGUAGAGAACAAUACAAUAUGUAUAAUAACUAUAUGGUGCACAAACAUGAGAUUUAUAAUUCUCGUGACUAAUGUUGAAUUUAUAUACGAAGAAAUUUGUAGAAUCUAUCAAUGAUCGUUCAAUGUUGAAGUAAAUAUGUUAUAAAUAUAAAAAUAUAAAUAUAGCAUCUGUGAACGGCAACAAAAUAUUAAAGGGCAUACGAAGGAAAUUUAGUUGAAUAGUUGUUGAAAUUAUUUCAGGGUAUAUACAAAAUAAAAUAUAAAAAUAUAGUUUUAUUUCACUUCUCGUUUAUCCGUGUUAUGUAUCUUCAUGUUGUAGAAAUUGGAUAUUUAAAAUAAUCUUAACGUUGAACAUUUUCUUACUUCAUUUUCUAUAGGGUUGUGAAUAUUUAGAAAUAAUAAACGUAUUUAAGUUCAACAUCAAAGAUUUAGGUUUAUAUUUUAAUGAGUAUUCCUAUCAUUAAAAACUUAUAUUAACAUUAAGUGACAAUUACGUAUCAAAGAUAGUACUGAAUCAAGUAAUAGACAUCUAUAAGAAUUUAGGAAGUAGAUAACUACUUUUCAUUGUUUGUGCCUUUAUAUUUAACAUAUUGUAAUUAAUAAUAAACUCGAAAAGAAACAACAAAACUAUUGUAUAAUACUAUAAUUUACCAAAAAUUAAUAUAAACAAUACAUAUAAAUCAAUGGAAUUUAUGUUAUAAACUUAUAUGAAACCAUUAAUCUUUAUUAAUAUAUGUACAAACAAUAAUGACAAAUAAAUUUAUGAUCUU